This is a messenger RNA of Cataglyphis hispanica, 2938 nucleotides long. It is a transcript of the gene mldr, whose product is annotated as mitochondrial ribonuclease P catalytic subunit. Gene Ontology annotation, cellular component: mitochondrial ribonuclease P complex; mitochondrion. Gene Ontology annotation, molecular function: protein binding; ribonuclease P activity. Gene Ontology annotation, biological process: tRNA 5'-leader removal; mitochondrial tRNA 5'-end processing. Lineage: Eukaryota; Metazoa; Arthropoda; Insecta; Hymenoptera; Formicidae. The transcript is spliced from 5 exons. The record is from RefSeq and is a predicted model, not a curated record. The coding region runs from base 221 to 1777 and encodes 518 amino acids.
AUAAAUUGCUUGAUACUUGAUACAAUGCGCAUAAAUCGAUGAGGUUAAGAAUUGUGUGUGCGUGUUUCUAUUACAAACAAUUUUUAUAAAAUUGGCAUGAAAAUUUUAAUACGACCUCAACACGCAAAUUAUUAUAUUUAUGCACUUAAUAUUAUAAAAUAAAAUUUUUAUGUUUUAGAGUUAGUUAUCUUACAUUUAUGUACAAUAAGAUACAGAAUAAAUGGGAGUGUUUUGCAAAAUAUACCGACCACUAUGGUUCUGGCAUUGUAAAUUUCACAAAAGCGCAUAUUUUUUUUUAGACCAGAUUCCUAAUUCUAGGAAAACUGUCCCCUUAAAUAUUAUUAUUGCGGAAAAUGCGAAAAAUAUCUAUGAGAAAAUAAAGAGAAAUCAAAACAUAGAAUGGGCGAGCAUACGAGAAAAAUUUCUUAAAAUUCAACAAAUCACUCCAACUAUUGUAGAUUCUACAAUUAUAGACAUGUGUCUUAAAGAUUUUCAAGUGGAUGCAGCUAUUGCAUAUUUUAAAUUUCUGAGAGAAAACAAUUAUCCUCUGAAUGUGGCAGUGAUCGGAAAGUAUUUAAGACUCUAUUUUCUGAAACGCGAUUCCUUGACUGAUGUAGAUAAAGCAGAAAUUGUAGAAACAUAUAAUGCUUUAAGAAAGCAAUAUCAAUAUUUGGACUCUGGUACAGCUGAACAUUGUGUAGUAAGUUUGUGUUUAACAGAUCAAUGGGAAAAAACAUAUGAAAUAAUAGAAAUGAUAAAGAUUACUACCAAUCCAGGCACAUCUGCAUAUUCUGCAUUAGCUGGUGCAGCAUUUAGAAAUGGAAAACCUGACAUUGCAUGGAAAGCAUUGUUAGAAAUAACAUCACGUAGACUAAUUCCACAAGAUAUCGUGUAUACAUCAUAUCUGCAAUAUUGCGAACUAGAAGGAACAAAUAUUUUUAAUGAUAGAAUGAAAGAAAUGUUUAAAUUCUGGGCUGAGCACAGCAUAAAGCCAUAUAAUCGUAUCAUAAGUGCAUAUAUUAAUACAGCUACCAAAUAUGGCUGGUCUGCAGCACCCACAACUAUCUCCAUUACAGGUAGUUGUAAACAUUGUGGACAUUCUUUGUCUGAGAUAACAUUCAGUGAAAAGAAUUUUCGGAAUCUGGCCGAGUCUAUAAUGAAAAGAGUGAUUAUAGGAUCGGAUAUUUACUACAAGACCAAUCCACGAGAAUUGGAAAGAUUUAAAAAAUUCAUUGAGCAAACUAAACCUUAUGACAUAGUAAUUGAUGGACUCAAUAUGACUUACAUUCAAAAUAAUUAUGCACCUACAUUACAAACGUUGCUUAAAGUGAUUGACUACUUCAAUAAACGUGGUCAGAAAAUUCUUGUGUUAUCACGGAAACAUCAUAAGAAGCUGCCUAUUUUCAAAUACGUAGAGCAACGUGCAUUUGUCUUUUUGACAGACAACUUGUCUGUUGAUGAUCCUUAUAUACUUUAUGCAACCAUGUCAAGUGGCAAGAAUGCCAAGUUUGUGUCAUUGGAUUUAAUGCGACAACAUAAACAUUCUUUAAAAGACGUGCAUUUGCAAAGAGAAUUUAGAAAAUGGCAAUGCUCGCAUCAGUAUUUUGUAAUGAAAACCGCAACCGGUAUACGCAUUCAGGAACCUUUUGUUUAUAUGCCAACUGUACAGAAAAAUGGCAACUUCUGGCAUGUGCCUUAUGUCAAUGAUGAUUUUACAUAUGCAGAGUCAUUUGAAUUCCCAGAUAAAUGGUACUGUUUGAAAUACAACAAAAAUUAAUAAAUUUUGUUUUAGUUACAAUAUAAAUUUUGUUAUUAAGUAUAUCAAUGUUGGAUAAAAGUUCUUGUUAAAUUUUUAUCUUCAAAUAGAACACUACUGUGCUUUCUUUAUAAUUCCCACUACAGUGAGAAUUUUGUAACUUUUGUAUUAACAGAUUUGUCUUAUUAUAAAGGGAUAUAUAAAUCCCUCUCAAAUAUAUCCAUUUAUCUUAUAUGCAAGGGCAUAAAGUGAGUUCAAAUCAGUAUUGGGCAUUUAAAUAUAAAAUAUAAUAGCUUAUGUUUAUGUGUAAGUAAAUGUUUAACAUUUAUAUCAACAUUAAUGUAUGUAAACGUAUAUAGAAAAUACGUGAACAAUUCACGUAAAUGUAAUUUUUGAAAUCUUGCAACUCGAGUCGAACCCGAGAUAUAGAUCUAGAUCUAGAUUAGAUGAACAGGUAUCUGCUUUACCCACUAAGAUAUCCAAUUCGAUGUCCGCAUAUAUCGAAUAUCGGACUCCAUCAGACAUUAGAACCUCCCAUAAGGUUCAGUAAUUCGUCUUGUGAAUAUCAGCCUAGUUGGUUGCGAGCGCCACACGUAAUGGAGUCGCUCUAGUCGCGAUUUUAUGAUCGGUUGGGAUGCUUAUCGCGCACAAUAAUUUUGCUUAGUGCGAUUCCUCGACAUUACGUUUCCUCUCGCUGACAUUCCGUCCGAUUUUUCGUGAACGCAUUUUCGCAUCAACCAGUGAUUGCGAUAUUCUCGCUCUAAGCUCGCCCUUACAAGGCAUAUGACAUGUGCUGAUCGAGGCUUACACUUGUGCCUCGCCAUUUUUGUCUGUCGUCCCCGAGAACGGUUUCAGAGAACGAGAUCUCUGUCGUAUUUUUGUCGCGCGAAAACAGUCGUAAGAGCGAUCUUCUCCGAAAUUGUGACGCUCCAGUAUUGAUUCCGUGCAAAAGUCAAUUUUCUAUUCCCGCGGCCAGAGUUCUGACGGCUUCAUCCACGAAAGAGAAAGAGAGACCGGUUUCUUUUGGCGUGGAUCUGGGCAGGACCUCCCAAAGACAGCCCAGGAUAUAUUUCUAAGGAUUUCUCCAAGAUAUUCUAGCAAUCUCAGAUCCCAGAUCCACGUGCCGGUGGGAUGCUACAUUGAAGCAAGGCAGUGGCGAUCUUGCAUGGACCAUUCGCAAGA